Talpa occidentalis (Iberian mole) is the source of this 1413-nucleotide messenger RNA. RefSeq names its product matrix metallopeptidase 13 (gene MMP13). Gene Ontology annotation, biological process: extracellular matrix organization; proteolysis; collagen catabolic process. Gene Ontology annotation, molecular function: zinc ion binding; metalloendopeptidase activity. Bases 1 to 1413 code for a protein of 470 amino acids. The transcript has 10 exons. The record is from RefSeq and is a predicted model, not a curated record. Lineage: Eukaryota; Metazoa; Chordata; Mammalia; Eulipotyphla; Talpidae. Gene Ontology annotation, cellular component: extracellular matrix.
AUGCGCCCAGGUGUUCUAGCUGCCCUCCUGCUCAUGAGCUGGACUCACUGUGGGUCCCUGCCCCUUCCCAAUAAUGAUGAGGAGGAUUUGUCUGAGGAAGACUUCCAGUUUGCAGAGCGCUACCUGAAGUCAUAUUACCAUCCCCUGAAUCUCGCUGGAAUCCUGAAGAAGACAGCAGUAAGGUCCAUGGGUGACAGGCUCCGAGAAAUGCAGUCUUUUUUCGGCUUGGAGGUGACUGGCCAACUUGAUGAUAACACCUUAGACAUCAUGAAAAAACCAAGAUGUGGGGUCCCUGAUGUGGGUGAAUACAAUGUUUUUCCUCGAACACUCAAAUGGUCAAAAAUGAAUUUAACUUACAGAAUUGUGAAUUAUACCCCUGACCUUACCCACUCUGAGGUUGACAAGGCUUUCAAAAAAGCCUUCAAAGUUUGGUCUGAUGUGACACCUCUGAAUUUUACCAGACUUCACAAUGGCACUGCUGAUAUCAUGAUCUCUUUUGGAACCAAAGAGCAUGGUGACUUCUAUCCAUUUGAUGGGCCCUCUGGUCUGCUGGCUCAUGCUUUUCCUCCUGGACCAAAUUAUGGAGGAGAUGCCCAUUUUGAUGAUGAUGAAACUUGGACAAGUAGUUCCAAAGGUUACAACUUGUUUUUGGUUGCUGCCCAUGAGUUCGGCCAUUCCUUAGGUCUCGACCACUCCAAGGACCCAGGAGCACUUAUGUUUCCCAUUUACACCUACACUGGCAAAAGCCACUUUAUGCUCCCUGAUGACGAUGUGCAGGGGAUCCAGUCACUCUAUGGCCCAGGAGAUGAAGACCCCAACCCUAAACAUCCCAAAACACCAGACAAGUGUGAUCCAUCCUUAUCCCUUGAUGCCAUUACCAGUCUCCGAGGAGAAAUGAUGAUUUUUAAAGACAGAUUCUUCUGGCGGCUGCAUCCUCAGCAGGUCGAUGCAGAGCUUUUUUUAACAAAGUCGUUUUGGCCAGAACUUCCUAACCGCAUUGACGCUGCCUACGAGCAUCCUUCCCGAGACCUUAUCUUGAUCUUCAGAGGCAGAAAAUUUUGGGCUCUUAAUGGCUAUGACAUUGUGGAAGGUUACCCGCAAAAAAUAUCUGAACUGGGAUUUCCUAAAGAAGUUAAAAAAAUAAGUGCAGCUGUUCACUUUGAGGCUACGGGGAAGACACUCUUCUUCUCAGGAAACCAGGUCUGGAGCUAUGAUGAUACUAAACAUCUGAUGGAUAAAGACUACCCCAGACUAAUAGAAGAUGACUUCCCAGGAAUUGGCGAUAAAGUAGAUGCUGUCUACGAGAAAAAUGGCUAUAUUUAUUUUUUCAAUGGGCCGCUACAGUUUGAAUACAGCAUCUGGAGCAACCGCAUUGUUCGAGUCAUGCCCACAAAUUCCCUAUUGUGGUGUUAA